AUGUCCACUUCCCUCUUCACCAUUUGUCAUCAGGCGGACAUGACAUUCCAGAGGUUACAUGAAAUACGACAUGCUGUCAUGUCGGUAAGAAAUCGUACGGCACCCGGUCCCGACAGAAUAAGACCAGAACACCUGAAGAACCUUUCGCCAGUACUCAUCAACACCCUGGCGAUGCUCUUCACACGUUACCUGUUGGAAUGCAAGGUUCCUAAACAGUGGAAGACCAACAAGACCGUGUUGUUGUAUAAAAAGGGAGAUCCACAUGACAUCGGCAACUAUCGUCCAAUCUGCCUACUGUCCGUCAUCUACAAGCUCUUUACAAAAGUAAUCCUUAAUAGGAUUGAAAAAGUCUUGGAUGAAGGACAGCUAUGCGAGCAAGCAGGGCUUCGAAAAGGAUUCAGCACGAUUGACCACAUUCACACUGUUUCGAAACUCAUCGAGGUAUCACGAGAGUACAAGAUGCCGCUCUGUCUCACCUUCAUCGACUUGAAGGAGGCCUUCGACUCAGUUGAGAUGGAAACGGUCGUGGAAGCCUUGGACAACCGAGGCGUCCCUACUCGGUACAUAAGGGUACUUCGAGAGUUGUACAGUAACUUCACGACCGGAAUUUCGCCAUUCUACAAGAAUAUCAUCAUUGACGUGAAGAGGUGGGUCCAACAAGGUGAUACAAUCUCACCCAAAAUAUACUCUGCCUCCCUCGAGAACGCAAUGCGAAAGUCGGAAUGGGACGACAUGGGAGUGAAGAUUGAUGGUCAGCAGCCACACCAUUUGCGUUUUGCUGAUGACAUCGUGCUGAUAACACCUAGCAUCAUCCAAGCGGAACGAAUGCUGACCGAAUUCGACGAAACAUGUGCAUGCAUCGGUCUUCAGCUGCAUCUCCAAAAGACGAUGUUCAUGCGCAAUGGAUGGGUCUCGGAUGCCCCAUUCACGCUCAACGGAACGAACAUAUCCGAAUGCACCAGCUACGUUUAUCUGGGUCCGGAACUGAACAUGAUGAACGACCUGACCCCCGAGCUGGACAGAAGGAGACGAGCGGCUUGGGGAGCGUACAAGAGCAUCGAGGAUGUAGUGAAGAAGACCAGGAACACCCGGCUCCGUGCUCACCUCUUCAACACCACCGUACUUCUUGCUUUGACCUAUGCCUCGGAAACCUGGGCAUUUCGCAAGCAGGAAGAAAACGCGGUGAGCAUCAUUGAACGCGCAAUUGAGAGAGUGAUGCUAGGAAUAUCCUAUAGCGAAGCCAUCGCUAUUAUCACAGUCGUAGAAGAGGAAAUAAUGGUCGCAACUGCGGGGAGUACACCGGAAACGACGUCAACUCCAUUAUUUCGAACUAUUGCGAGAAUUCCUCGAAUCCGCCGAAACUCUCCCCGCCAUGGAGGCAAAUGCAAGGACCCGCAAAGUGAUCAAAGAGUUGGAUUUUCGGCUGUAGAAAAAGCUAUGAACAGCUGCACCUCCGCCGCAGAUGCAGCAGAUCUCACGGAGGAACACCAAGAAACGACCAUGUCCAAUACCUCAACCGCACAGGACACCAUCAUUCGGGCUCAGAAUCUUUUAAUAACACUAAGCUUACGCCUUGAAGACCACGAAGAGGGCAAACUUCGCGAAGUAGAAGCCGACAAUAAAGUACUACCGCAAAUUCCUCCACUUCAAAUCCCCAAAUUCAAAGUUGAAAUCGAGUGGACACUUAAUACUCGCCCGCUCACGUACCAGGAGGAGCACUGGGAAGAUCAACGCAUAAUACGCCCAAUCGACUUCAACCACCGUGAUAUGAUCAUUACAUACCCAAUGGAAGGAGUAGGAGAGAUGUCAGAUGAUCAUCACGAACCUAGGGAAAUACUCCAGCUUCAAACGCGACGUCAGACAGAAGAAGCCCUUCGCAGUUCUUACUCGCUUACAGAAAAGUUCUGGAAAGUUUGGAAGGAACACUAUCUCACAGCUCUGCGAGAACAGCACAUAUGA
This is a messenger RNA of Necator americanus (New World hookworm), 1959 nucleotides long. RefSeq lists its product as uncharacterized. NCBI's taxonomy places the organism in Eukaryota, Metazoa, Nematoda, Chromadorea, Rhabditida, Ancylostomatidae. The transcript is spliced from 3 exons. The coding region runs from base 1 to 1959 and encodes 652 amino acids. The record is from RefSeq and is a predicted model, not a curated record.